Messenger RNA from Fraxinus pennsylvanica, 1365 nucleotides. Lineage: Eukaryota; Viridiplantae; Streptophyta; Magnoliopsida; Lamiales; Oleaceae. The record is from the annotation of a GenBank genome assembly.
AUGACAAAUUUGAAUAGAGAUUUAAGUACUUACUUUGGCAAAGUUAAAGGACGAGCAGUGAAUUUUCCUUUAGAAUAUGCACAAGAAUUAUCAAGGAAUUCAUUUCAUGAACCAACUCCAUCUGUGAUUCCUCCGAUCGGAUCGACAAUGAAAAGCAUAGGCGUGUUGUUAACUUGCCCAAUGUCAAAUUACCUCCGAGAACAGCUCUCCAAACGAUUCACCCUUUUCAAAUUCUGGCAAAUUCACCCUAAUUCCAAGCACGAAUUUAUCAAUCAAAACUCAAAAUCUAUACUCGCAGUGGUAGGAAAUGGAAUCCACGGUGCUAACUCGGAACUAAUCGACUCGCUCCCAAAUCUAGAAAUCAUAGCGAGUCACAGCUCCGGGUUAGACAAAAUUGAUUUGCCUAAGUGCAAAGAGAAGGGUAUACGUGUCACCUACACGCCAGACGCUUUGACGGAGGAGGUGGCGGAUUUGGCUAUUUUGCAUACUUUGGCGACAUUGAGGAGGAUUUGUGCGGCGGACCGAUUUGUGAGGAGUGGGCUAUGGAAAAAUGGCGAUUUCGAGUUGACCCACAAGUUGAGUGGCAAAUCAAUUGGUAUAAUAGGUUUGGGGAGGAUUGGAUCUGCAAUUGCCAAAAGAGCUGAAGGUUUCGGCUGUUCAAUCGGCUAUCAUUCACGCUCGCAAAAAUCAAACACGGAAUACACUUACUAUCCAUCCGUACUCGACUUGGCUUCCAACUCUCAAAUCCUUAUUGUGGCAUGUGCAUUAACAGACGAAACUCGCCAUAUUGUCAACCGCGAUGUCAUCGAUGCAUUGGGUUCAGAUGGAGUUAUCGUCAACAUCGGAAGAGGAGAUCACAUCGACGAACCUGAACUCAUAUCAGCACUUGUUGAAGGCCGGCUGAGAGGUGCUGGGCUUGAUGUAUUUGAGCACGAACCUGAAGUGCCCGAGAUACUCCUCCGCCUGGAUAAUGUAGUUCUUUCCCCUCAUGUGGGAACUUGCACUGUGGAAACUCGCAAGGCCAUGGCCGACCUUGUUGUGGAUAACCUCGUGGCGCAUUUUUCGAACAAACCUCUAUUGACUCCAGCUAUAUUUUUCAACAUCGGAAGAGGAGAUCACAUUGACGAACCUGAACUCAUAUCAGCACUUGUUGAAGGCCGGCUGAGAGGUGCAGGGCUUGAUGUAUUUGAGCACGAACCUGAAGUGCCCGAGAUACUCCUCCGCCUGGAUAAUGUAGUUCUUUCCCCUCAUGUGGGAACUUGCACUAUGGAAACUCGCAAGGCCAUGGCCGACCUUGUUGUGGAUAACCUCGUGGCGCAUUUUUCGAACAAACCUCUAUUGACUCCAGUUUUUUUAUUACGUUGA